AUGGAAUCUCUUAAGAGAUUCACAAACUGCACUCAAAAGCAAAAUGAGUCUGUAAAUGAUUACAGAAGACGGUUUGAAGCCCAAGCUGACCAAGUGUUCGAAAUACUUGGCAAUAAUGUGUUGCGGGUCUAUGCAACUAAGACGCUGGGGUACUUGGAUUUGUGCAGUCCGGAGGACAAUCUGGAAGAUACCAAGGCACUCCAAGACACGUUCAAGAAAGAAGUUCUAGAAGCAUUUAAAGCAAGCGCAUUCUUUUACAGCUGUGACAGGUCUUGCUUCCAAAGCAUGUUGGAUAAAGCAAAUCAGACCUCCAAAGAAUAUCCAACUAUGAUUGAUCAGGUUGCAAAAGCGCUAAUCAAUCAUAAGCCGGACAAUUGA
Cylindrotheca closterium is the source of this 378-nucleotide messenger RNA. Lineage: Eukaryota; Bacillariophyta; Bacillariophyceae; Bacillariales; Bacillariaceae. The record is from the annotation of a GenBank genome assembly.